Rotaria sordida is the source of this 2472-nucleotide messenger RNA. NCBI's taxonomy places the organism in Eukaryota, Metazoa, Rotifera, Eurotatoria, Philodinida, Philodinidae. The record is from the annotation of a GenBank genome assembly.
AUGAACGACGAUAAUUUUAUGUCAAGUGGUUUUACUGAUCGAAUUGAUACUGCUCGUAUGAGAUAUCCUCAUUGUAUUGUUUGGACACCGAUUCCACUUCUUACAUGGCUUUUUCCGUUUAUUGGUCAUAUGGGUAUCGCACGUACUGAUGGAGUUAUUCGAGAUUUUGCAGGACCUUAUUACGUAUCAGAAGAUGAUAUGGCAUUUGGUCGACCAACAAGAUAUUUACAACUUGAUCUUAAUCGUAUUCCAACAACAUUAGGUACAAACAAUGUACAAAAUAUUUGGGACAAAGCUGUUGAACAAGCAUCCGAUGAAUAUAAAAAACGAAUGCAUAAUUUAUGUUGUGAUAAUUGUCAUUCACAUGUAGCUUUGGCAUUAAAUACAAUGAAUUAUAAUCGAAAAUAUUCUCAUAAUAUGAUUUCACUUUGUUUUUGGAUGUUUUUUCGUGGAAAAUUUGUCAGUUUUGUCGGACUUCUUCUUACUUGGUUGCCAUUUCUCAUACUAAUGUCUAUUAUUAUUGGUCUUACUUGUUUUGUUUUUGUUCCAAUUUGUCGUCAUUAUUCAAUUAUUGAUUCAAAUCAUAAAAAUAAUUCAAAUGAAGAAUCAUUUAUAUCAUUUCCUCAAGUUUCACCAUCAAAUAUAAUUGGUACACAUCCAAAUGAAGUUAUUACAAGUAUUAAUGCUGAUAAUGGUUAUCCUGUAAGACAAGAAAAUGGACAACGAAAAACUGGACCACCACCAGAUUGGCCAACAACUCGUCAUCCACCUGGUCGUGGUUGUGAAGUAUUUGUUGGUAAAUUACCUCGUGAUUGUUUUGAAUCUGAAUUAUUUCCAUUAUUUGAACGUUGUGGACAAAUUUAUGAAAUGCGUUUAAUGAUGGAUUUUUCAGGUUUUAAUCGUGGUUAUGCAUUUAUAACAUAUACAUGUCGUGAUAAUGCAAAACGUUCUGUUAAAGAAUUAAAUAAUUAUGAAAUUCGUCCUAGUCGUUUAAUAGGUGUAUGUCAAUCUGUUGAUAAUUGUCGAUUAUUUGUUGGUGGAAUACCAAAAACAAAAAAACGUGAAGAAAUUCUUGAUGAAAUGUGUAAAGUAACUGAAGGUGUUGUUGAUGUUAUUGUUUAUCCAAGUGCACAUGAUAAAACAAAAAAUCGUGGUUUUGCUUUUGUUGAAUAUGAAAGUCAUCGAUCAGCAGCUAUGGCUAGAAGAAAAUUAUUACCUGGAAAAAUUCAAUUAUGGGGACAUCAAAUUGCUGUUGAUUGGGCAGAACCUGAAACAGAAGUUGAUGAAGAUGUUAUGUCAACUGUUCGAGUACUUUAUGUUAGAAAUUUAAUGAUGAAUACAACAGAAGAACAAAUUAAAGAAAUUUUUCAACGUUUUAAAUCAAAUUCUGUUGAACGUGUUAAAAAAUUAAAAGAUUAUGCAUUUGUUCAUUUUAAAGAACGUGAUGAUGCUUUACAUGCAAUGAAUCUUAUGAAUGGUCGAGAAAUUGAUGGUUCAAUUGUUGAAGUUACAUUAGCAAAACCAGUUGAUAAAAAUCAAUAUUUUAGAUUUACACGUGGUGUUAGUCCAUCGACUAUUGCUACGAAUUUACCAUUUGGUUUACCAGCUGGUGCUGUUGGUCCCGGGACAACAACAUUCGAUUUUACACCACAUUUAACAGCUAUUCCAUAUAUAACAAUUCCAAGUACAUCAUUAGCUACACCAGUAACUAAUGGAACACCAGUUAUGUCAUCUGCUGUCAAUGUUCUCCAACAAAAAAAUAUUCGUCGAUGUAUAAAUGCUACCGGUCGUUUAUCAACAAAUGGUAAUACAAGUCCUCCAACAAUAAAUCGAAAUGUACCUUCAGCACCUACCGGUGUUCUAUCAACAUCUUCUCGUCCAAGUCAACCACCUCCAACUGUUGUUCAUCAUCGUGGUGCUUAUUAUACAAUUCUUCGACCAACGUCACGUCGAACAGACGAGAAAUGUCUCGAAGAUCUCUACAAAGAGACAUACGAUGCGCUGUACGGCUCUGCUGCUAGUACCACCGCUCCAUCGAUAAUGAUGAUCGAUUCCAAUCAUUCUCAGUUUAUUUUACCAGAACAACAAACUCUGCAGCAGCAGCCGAAUCAGCCUGAAGAGAUUCCAUUUGCUCCAACAGCAUUUGGUUUUCAUCCUGGUGGUCCAAUAUUUCAACCAGCAACACUUUUACCACAUCCAUUAGUUGCUGCACAUCCAGCUGGUAAUCCACAAUUUGCUCAACAACCAUUAGUUUUUACAACAACAAAUAAUCCUGGUCAAGCUCAACAAUAUUUUCAUGCACAUCCACAAGGAAAUUUUCCAUUUCCAUUUAUUCUUACACCACCAUUAACAUCAAUUCCACAAUUAUCAUCAACACCAACUAGUCCAGAAUCACCAUUAUUUACCUAUGCAACACCAACAUCAACGGCUACAUCGAUUACAACUUCGGAUGGUACCACUUAUUCAGCUUGA